Carassius auratus (goldfish) is the source of this 1382-nucleotide messenger RNA. Its product is annotated as myb/SANT-like DNA-binding domain-containing protein 4. The record is from RefSeq and is a predicted model, not a curated record. The transcript has 2 exons. Bases 152 to 1363 code for a protein of 403 amino acids. Lineage: Eukaryota; Metazoa; Chordata; Actinopteri; Cypriniformes; Cyprinidae.
CAGAUGGUCUGAUCCUGUGGUCGCUUUCUAAGCGACCUGCUGACAAUUUGACCUUUGACCUUAGAACUGUGCUACAGCACUAAACUGAACGUGAAAAUGUGUCUGGAAUGAGAGAAUUUGUUUAGCGUCCAGUCAUUUCUCCGUAGCCAGAAUGGACUUCCUGCAGAUGAAGCACCUGAAGAGGAAGAGGAAGAGUAACUACAGCGUGAAGGAAACUCAGACUCUGAUCCGCGAGAUCCACAAGCGACGUGAGAUCUUGUUCUCCCGCCAGCAGAACAUGGCCAUCAACGAGCUGAAGCGGCGAGCGUGGGAGGAGGUAGCUGACAGCGUGAACGCUCUGGGCGAGGGUGAGCUGCGGACGGCGGCCGAGGUCAAGCGGCGCUAUCUGGACUGGCGCGCGUUGAUGAAACGAAAGCAGCUUCAAGCUGAGUUGUCGUCGGGAUUGAAGCAGGAGUUUGAGCCUUCGUCUCCUGAUAACGACGUGUCUCUUGGUGGCUGCGACCAGUCGCUGGACCUCAGUGGGUUUUCCAAAGACUCAUCGUGCGACUGGCAGGACCUGACGGACCUCGGGGAGCCCAGAACACACACGUCUGGACUCAAAACGGAGGACGAUGAGGCCAGCAGCUAUAGAUUGGAGGCGGAGGUUGGAGAUGGUGGUGAGGAGGACGAUGAAGACUGUUUUACCUCCAUCCUCCCUGAUAUGGACCGCGAGGGCCGAGUUCCUGAGGUCUUCGCUCACAUUGAUGAAUUCGGCGUGCUGAGCUCCACAAAGCCUGCGUUGGGCUCGGCGGCGACUCUGUUGGGAGUCGGGGGCUCGUACGGGAUGGGCAUAGCUGGAUUGGAGAACACAGGUGUGCUGGUGGCGCUGGAGCGGCAGAGACUUGACCUGGAGAAACACCGCUUACAGGUGGAGUCCGAACGGCUGCAGGUGGAGAAAGAGCGCCUCCUUGUGGAGAAGGAGAGGUUGAGGCAGGGCGAGGUGGAGAGAGAGCGGCUGCAGCUGGAGAAGGAGCGUCUGCAGGUGGAGCGAGAACGAUUGCGACUGCUGCUGGAACAAAACACGCCCCUCCAGCAGAGCCCCGCCCCCUCUAUGUAUGUAGCCACGCCCACCACGUCGUCCUCUGCCACCUCGUCAUCCUCAUUGGAUGGCGAGAAGGACAGGAAGCUGGUUUGGCCGAUGAUGAUGGAUUUGGAGGCGGAGAAGCUGAAGUUAGAAAAAGAGCGCCUCCUGCUGGAGAAAGAGAAACUGCAGUUCUUCAAGUUUGAGUCAGGAAGACUGCAGAUUGAGAAAGAGCGCCUUCAGGUGGAGAAAGAGAGGCUGCAGCUUCACAAAGAUGGACAACAGAUGGCGCUGCACUCCUGAAACACCGUAGAUAGAUACA